AUGGGCUCGGAGGAUGUCAACUAUUUAUCCGAACUGACUGUUAAAGCAACAAGAAACUUGAAGAGAGCCUUCAUUUAUGCUGCCUCAAGAGUUCGACUCAAUGACAAGCUUCAUCGAAUCAUUAGUCGGAAGAUAUACAAGCAGGACCGUGAAAAGUCAAUCCUGUACACACUGGGUGUUUGCGUGCGAGUUUUGUUGAGCGUAUUCGGGGCUCGACUCGCCACAGAAGUUGGGUACUUGGUUGCCGCAGUGCUUUCCCGUGUAAACGAAAAGCAUUGGGCUUCAUUUCGAAGGACAGCGGCAAAGUACAUUCUGUCUAUCACUACACGUCUGGGGCUUCACGUUGAGCUCGUAGCCCAUCUCUUGCCGUACCAUACAGACAGAGCGCGAUCUCUCGCACUUGACGUUGGAUUUCUAUCGUUGAUGCAAUGGUCCUGCGGUCCGGGUGAUUCUCCAAAAACAAGAGAGAUUCAUGCUUGGGAACCUAGCUCGAGCGCGAAAGCUGCUGGGGUCGGGGUGAUUUCAUUCUGCCUCGCUGAUCUGGCUGAUUUGGCAAAGCACAUUCCGGACUUUCAGAAAACGACAAAUGUUGAGUGGGCAUGUGGCAUUGCAAGAAUGCUGAAGCAAAUUCUAGCGGACCAGACUACGCUAGAGCGACGAGAUAACGGUGAGCUGAACGCAAUUCAUCAGUCUUUGACAAAACUCCGAUCUUGCGCACACCGUCUAGAGUUCGGGCUUGCCGUGCAAGAAAUGCGACUUGCCCUGGAUGCGUUGCUGCUUGCACUUCGCGAGUUGGUGGGAAAGACAAGAUCGGGAAUAUCUGAAAUAUCUCCAAAAGCCCGCUUUGAGAAAGUGCAAACUCAUCUGUAG
Molecule: messenger RNA, 870 nt
Organism: Chondrus crispus (carragheen)
Lineage: Eukaryota; Rhodophyta; Florideophyceae; Gigartinales; Gigartinaceae
Exons: 1
Coding region: 1-870 (289 amino acids)
Source: RefSeq, a predicted model, not a curated record